Messenger RNA from Malus domestica (apple), 624 nucleotides. RefSeq lists its product as uncharacterized. NCBI's taxonomy places the organism in Eukaryota, Viridiplantae, Streptophyta, Magnoliopsida, Rosales, Rosaceae. The record is from RefSeq and is a predicted model, not a curated record.
AUGGGUGAUAGAAGAAGACGUAGCAGGGCAAUGCAGAUGACACAAUACCAAGCAUGCCUUGACAUUGAGGAUAUAGAAAUGAUCAAUGCAGAAGUUGAACUUGCAAACUCGCUUAUGCAAUAUGAGCACUAUGCUGAAUCUAGCCAUCGUGGUUUUGUCACGGGGCGUUCAUUUGUGCAGCGUGAUAGAGAAGAGUGUCAUGACCGAAUGAUGAAAGAUCAUUUCAUCAAGCGUUCGAGAUUUCUUGCUCAUGAUUUUCAAAGGUGGUUUCGGAUGAAGAGAAAGCUUUUUGAUAGCAUCUUGAAUGCAGUUGUCAAUCAUGACCACUACUUUGCAAGGAAGAUAUAUGUCAUCGGCCGACAAAGUCUAUCACCUCAUCAGAAGCUCACUUCUGCAUUUCGGAUUUUAGCUAAUGGGUGCUCUGCAGACUCAACUGACGAGUAUUGUCAACUUGUGGAUAAUACUGCUAUUGAGAACCUGAAGCACUUCUGUCAGGCAAUUCAAGCCAUAUAUGGAGCCACAUAUCUCCGCAAACUAAAUCGUGAAGACUUGAAGAGGCUUUUACGUAAGGUAGACAAAAGAGGCUUCCCUGACAUGAUAGGAAGUUUCGAUUGUAUGCAUUGA